GGCCCGUGGCGGUGCCGGCCGCAUGAAGCGGCACCUCGUUCUCAAGCACGAGUCCACGUACUCGCGGCGACCGCACUUGCUCGAGUCUUUUGAGGCGCCGCUCGUCUCGGACGCCAGUGCGCUGUCGCCGCGGACUGUCCAGCGUCAAUUGGCCGAGCUCGCGGGGCUUCGCCAGCGCGUUUCCGCCCUCGAAGAGCUCCUCUCGAGCCAGCAGGUCGAGCCCACGAAAAGUCUUCCACAGCUCAACCCUCUCACGGUGCAGCCCAUGCUCCAUGCGUGCCAGUCGACCACGGACCUGCCGCCGAAAAUGACAGCGAUUAUAUCGCGCACGACGACAGCACCGGCGCUCUUCCCACUCUUCCCGGCUGAGACCAAGCCCGAGGCGGCACCACCCGAUUCUAUUGCAACGAGCGUCGACCCUGCCCACCACAUUUUUGCGGAUUUUCGGGCGCCCGACACGAUUACGACCAAAUUUAUGACAGACCAAGACGGCACCAUGACCGUUGUGACGUCGCAUCGCGCGCAGCUCUACGCGACGAUCCAAGCAAUCACCAAGCGUAUUUUACUCAAAGAUGAGCAGAUCUUUCGAUUAAAGAAAAUGGUCGAUGCCGAAUUUGGCGAUGUGAUCCAAGUCCUUCAAGAGCUUGAGCACGAGCUGGACCCGGUGGUGGUCGAAGCGCGCAUUCUGCAUUUGCUCCAAACGGGCUCACCAUCCAAGUUUAUGAUGGCGGCGCCGCCGUCGUUCAACGCGUCCGAGGUGCCGUACCCACUAGCCAAGAUCGCGCAGGCACUCGCGGGAACUGCAAAGGACCAAGAAGUUGUCGUCCUCGUCUCCAGCGGCGCGUACAACCCCGUGCACAUGCUCCACUUGCGCGCAUUUUACGUCGCCCGCCAACACAUUGAGAGCAACUACAAGUUUCCGGUUGUGGGCGCCAUCAUUUCCCCGUGCCACGAUACGUACGUGCGCACCAAGAACCGCCGCAAACCGCGCGAAAUGAUUCCGAAGUCCCACCGGUUGGGAAUGCUUGAAGCUGCGACUGCCACGUCAUCGUGGAUCGAAGUCGACAAGUGGGAGAUUACACGGCGUCGCGUGCUCGACUACCUCAGCACUCUUACGCACGUGCGCGAGAUCUGCGAAGCCCAAUUUCCAGCCUACAAAUUUCGCGUCUUGUACGUUUGCGGCGUGAACACGAUCGUCAAGCUGAGCCACACGGCCCUCCGCGACGAGGGCUUUGGCUGCAUCGCCGUGUGUCGCCCCAACCAAACCGAAAUGCUCAUGAAGCAUCUCGGCGCAAAGUGGUCCAAAACCGCGAUCGUUGUCGAGGACAUGGGCGUCUUGACCUGUGAGCUCGAGCGUGCAACGUCGUUUCGCGUCCGCAAGUCGCUCGUCCAGAAUGAAGCUUGCGCGUCGAUGGUUGGCAAGCACGUGAGCGACUACUUGGUGCAGCACCGCAUCGGCGACAAGAUUGCGGGGCGUGAGCCGUGGACCUCUGAAGACCGUCUCUGGCGGUCCAAAGACCUUCCAUACGUCGAGUACAGCGACUUGGAAAUUCAAGUUGGUCGGUCGCACUAAGAUCUAAGACGAAGAAUCCACCAGUCAACAUUGUGAUUGGCUGGAAA
This is a messenger RNA of Saprolegnia diclina VS20, 1620 nucleotides long. RefSeq lists its product as hypothetical. The transcript has 10 exons. The record is from RefSeq and is a predicted model, not a curated record. Gene Ontology annotation, biological process: NAD+ biosynthetic process. Gene Ontology annotation, molecular function: nicotinamide-nucleotide adenylyltransferase activity; nicotinate-nucleotide adenylyltransferase activity. The coding region runs from base 23 to 1573 and encodes 516 amino acids. NCBI's taxonomy places the organism in Eukaryota, Oomycota, Saprolegniomycetes, Saprolegniales, Saprolegniaceae.